Messenger RNA from Phycodurus eques (leafy seadragon), 3875 nucleotides. RefSeq names its product NKD inhibitor of WNT signaling pathway 1 (gene nkd1). Gene Ontology annotation, cellular component: cytoplasm. Bases 132 to 1448 code for a protein of 438 amino acids. The record is from RefSeq and is a predicted model, not a curated record. Gene Ontology annotation, biological process: negative regulation of Wnt signaling pathway. Lineage: Eukaryota; Metazoa; Chordata; Actinopteri; Syngnathiformes; Syngnathidae. The transcript has 10 exons. Gene Ontology annotation, molecular function: calcium ion binding.
CGUGUGUGAGUGUGCCACCGUCGUUCUCCCUGCUCCUCUCCGCGAAUUCUUUUCGGAUAUCUCCCGCUCUCUUGGCGGUUCAUUUUUUUGGACGAUAUUACUCGUCUGAUGGUGUGCACCGAUGCCGAGAGAUGGGGAAACUACACUCGAAACAUGCCGCAAUUUGUAAAGCGAGGGAGAGCCCGGAAGGCGACAGCUUUGUAGUCAAUGCCUGUUUGGCUCGGAAAGGACUGGACGACUGGCUGGUGAAGAGGCAGGACUGUCAUCUAAAGACCAAGUGCGCAUUGACCACCCGGGACUCAAUAAAUGAAGCUGAACGGAUAGGUGAUGAGCACUACCGCUUAGAAGUGGCUCUGCCCCCGGAGAAGACAGACAGCUGCUGCUUGGAGGACAAGAUGAUGCAGGAACGGGACGGCCAAUCCCCCGUGAGGACGCACAAGCAGCUCCAAUUUGAAGAGCUGGAGUGCGCUGUGUCCAUGGAGGAGGAUAACCGACAGGAGUGGACGUUCACCCUCUACGACUUUGACAACAACGGGAAAGUCACCAGAGAGGACAUUACCAGCCUCCUCCACACCAUCUACGAGGUAGUGGAUGCCUCUGUCAAUCAUUCGCCCAGUAACAGUAAGACCUUGCGGGUUAAACUGUCGGUGGCUCCAGACUCCAGCCAGCGGUGGAGGAGUUGCACGCAGGGCACAGAUGCGUCCCACCCCAGGGAGAGAAAUGACAAGUGCACCGAUGACCCCAAGAGUACUGACAAGAAAGGUCGAGCACUCAUAAGGCGCCACCACAGCGACCAGCACAGCCAUGCCCAGCCGGGCUGCCAGCGCCACUGCGUGGACGAGAACCUGGAGCGACGGAACCACUACUUGGACUUGGCCGGUAUAGAGAAUUACACAUCCCGCUUUGGAGCCGCAACUACAGAGCAGAUCAAGGCAGAACCCCAGACCCGGUCUUCCAACCAGACCCGCUCUCGAUCCCACGAGCCAGAAAACAGCCACUCCCAUCAUCCCCCGCCCCACCACCACCGCCGCUUGCAGGCCGUCACAGACGCCAGCCCUCCCGAGGGCCACCACCCUGGCCGGACGCGAGGCCAAGACUCCGGGAAGGCCGCCGUCCGCUCCCCCAAGACCCACAGCCGCACUCCCCCCACUCAGCUCAGCGGUCGGGUGAUGCGGAGCAGGGGUUUCCCUACUCCCCCGGUGCUCCCCAGCCAGACGCCCCCUCACCAGUCGGCCGCCCCUUACCGCAAGCACAAGCAGCGCUCCAAGGACCACCAGGGAUUUCGGGCACUCGGCACCCUGGUGGCUCCCAGGGUGGAGAAGGAGCAGGUGAAGGAGCUGCCCGGGGUUCUGCUCUACGAGGGCCGGCUGGCGCAGGUCGUCCAGCGGCACGAGCAUCACCACCACCAUGAACACCACCACCACUACCACCACUUCUACCAGUCCUGAAUGCCCGACCCGCUUUGGGUUCCUCGACACGGGUACUGUGUGUGGCCAGCACCACUAGCAACACUUCGGGACUGUUGUAAAACUAUCUUGAAAUAGGAAGUGGGGCUGGACCCAUGUAGUUAGGUUGGGCUUAGAGUAACAACACCACCACCUCCACAAACAACACCAUCACUUCUUACAGUCCUGAUCUCCCAUCCUACUUUGGGACCCUCUGGGAGCUUCCUCGACACAGUUAGUGGCGGUGGGCCCAGGUAGUGGGGUAUCACUAGCGGACCACUACAAACACCACCACCUGUACUUUUAAUUGUACCAGUCUCACUCUCUCAUCCUGUCUUACGACCCUUCGGGUAGUCACCACCAUUUCUACCAGUCCUGAAUGCCCGCCCACUUGGGACCCUUUGAGGUCUUCCUUGACACAGGAAGUGGGGGCGGCCAUCACCGCUUGGGAGACUUCUAACAGCGCAGAAUAGCAGCCCCACUUUGAGACCCCUUUGGGAGCUGCUUCUACAUAGGAAGUGGGGUGUGGACCAAAUUUGCGGGGGUGGCACGAGAACACCACCGCAAACACCACUAACACUUCUAUCUCUUCUAGCAGCCUUGAACAGGUGCAUCACUUUGGGAGCCAUCUGGUGCUUCCAGAAGACAGGAAGUGGAGGGGACCCACUGGAGUUCUACCACCACAGCCCCUUCCGCCAUUUCUACUAGUCCUGAACGACAACCCCUCUUGGGGACCUUUUGGGAGCUUCUAAAAAACAGGAAGAGCGAGUGGACCCACUAAAGGACCACUGCCAGUAGUUCUACGAGUCCUGAAUGGCCACCCUGCUCUGGGACCCUUUGGGGAGCAGCUUCAAAACAGGAAGUGGGGACCCAAGUCAUGGGGGAGACACAGGAAGUUAGGGGGGGAUCAGAAGACAUGUAAUAGAAAAUAAAUGACUGUUAUGACCAGAUUACAGUAUUUAGGACCACAGUACUGAGAAUGAUCAUGGCUGGGACCACAGAAAUCCCCACAUCGAGCAAUCCAGUACCCUUUUUACAUGACUGCGGCACCAAUGCUGGUUCAGUAAUGGGGCCAACCCUGAAGAGCCUUUCCAGACCACUAAGCCAAAAGCAGGACUGUGAUGUAAAAAUGAACAUAUAUGAAGGAAGCAGUGUGCACAAGUUGCAACACUGGUGUCUGUUGAAAACCCUUCUGUGGCCGCGCAAGUAUUUAAACUGGAAAAUGAAGAAUCCGAUUUGAGUAUCCCUUAAUGUUGGAAGGAAAAUGUUGAAAAAAAAAUCCCAAAUCUGCUGCUACCUCUAAUUUAAUCCCAAUCUUCACUUUUUUUCAUUUAUUUUUUUCAAUCUGCAGUAGCGCUCCUUAUGACUAACUUUGACUGUAUAUAAGGUAGGUGUGUGUGUGUGAUAUGUAUAUAUAAUAUGUGUAUAUAUAUAUAUAUUAUAUAUAUAUAUAUAUAUAUAUAUAUAUAUAUGUGUGUGUGAGUGUGUGUGAGUGUGUAUAUUAUAUGUAUUGCUAUGAAUUUUAUAAGCUUUAUUGAUAAUGUGACAUCUUUGCAUCGGCGCUGUAAAGCUCCGUUUUUGCUUCCACUUUUUAUGACUGUGCAAAGCCUCCUUUUGUAUUACGGUGACAUCCUCUCCCUCUCUUGGUCUCUGCCUGGUUCGGUCUCACACGCCCAUCUCUACACUUUUAUCCUACAUGAUCACUCUUUUUUUCUUCCUGUUUUUGGAACAACCAUAUGACUUAAAAUCGCAACUCCCAGCUGUGCUCAACAAAUAAACAGAGUAUCAUUCAGUAGAUAAUUGCUCGAUUUCAAAGGACAAAAGUAACAAAAAGAUAAACGACAGGUUACACCGUAAAGAGAAGGUGGAAAAAUAUUUUGAAAAAUAAAGAUGCCUGAAUAAAUGAACCCAGCCCAGUUUGCGGUUCGUUAUUCACAAAUUCCCCUAGUUUUUCCUGUGGAACCUAUCCUCAGCUAUUCACUUAAAAAUUCUCCUAUUUGCUGUUCUCGGUGUAUUUUUCUGCUUUUUUUUAACACCCUAAAAUACCACAAGAUGGUGGCCAAGCCUUAGCUUACAGGAAAGUAGUAAUUGGUGUCAUGUAAGUAUGUUAAAGAGAUAACUCGACUGUUCCAAGAUCUUUGUAUGCUGGGGAGGAUCUGUGAGUAAAAGGUGAGUGUGUGUGUGUGUGUGUUAAAAAAAUAAAUAAAGAAAAAACUUAAUUUGCCCUUCAUUGUUGUUAAUUGUUCUUAAAUAAAAUAAAAUCACAUGGGAAUUGUUAAAAUAUUGGGAUUUUUUUGCUUUGUUUUUUUAAUGGACGAUCGAGAAAAAUUGAUUGAAAAAGUAUGAAAAACAUUUACACCUAACCUAUAAGCAACAACAUUGUAGUAGUAUUCAUUUGAAAAUAAAAGAAGCAAAUGUUUGAAAUAAUUU